Molecule: messenger RNA, 927 nt
Organism: Nylanderia fulva
Lineage: Eukaryota; Metazoa; Arthropoda; Insecta; Hymenoptera; Formicidae
Source: RefSeq, a predicted model, not a curated record
UUUAAUAUAAAAGAAAAAUCUACUUGGGUAGGUGCUCCGCAUUUCCAAAUAAUAGGCGCUCGACCAUUUUUUCAAAAAUUGUCAUGUUUGCAUCUACAUGAUGUACGGUUAAGAGCAACCUUUAACAUUUCUAUAAGAUGUGAUAGUUGCGCGGCAUUGUCAAAUAUACCAUUGCAAAAUACGAAAUUAGAUGAACACAAUAUGUUAUGGAUACAUAACGAUACCACACCUGUCAUGUGGACUGAUCAUGUAACAAUAAUUGUGUCUAAUUGCCUAUUCCAUAUUGAUAACGAAAUCAUUAAAAUGUGGACCAGAAUUGAUGCUGUAUUGGACAUGGAAUUUUCAAAUAAUGUAGCUACAAAUAUCACGUUAUUAUUUAACAAAACAUGGAAGCAUUCAAACAAUAUUUCGAUGGUGUCUCAUGUUGCAAUUCCAAAUUUCCAUGACAAAGGCACAAUAGUUUUUGGACUUGUUUUUUAUAGGGAAACAGAUAUCAUCUACGAUAAAAAUUUAUAUUCUAUUGCUCACAAAAUCGAAGUAGCUCAAUUAGUAGGACGUAAAGUGACACAACAAUGGUUUAAUAAUAUGAUGAACAAUCCGUCAGUGUCUGAUUUUUGGUUUAAAAAAGGUCUUAUUACAUUGCUUGCAACGUAUGCUGUUAAUAAGAUGUAUCCAGUUUAUCGAAUAAUAAAUUUAUUUGUUGUUCAAAAUCAACAUUACUCUUUUAAUUUAGAUGGUGAUUAUCAUAUGUGGCCUUCUACUUCACAAGAGAACAGUUUAUUGAAAAUUCGCCAAUCAAUCAGAGCGCCUUUUAUACUGCGCAUGAUGGAUCACGCCUUCACUAAAAAAAUAUUUUGGAAAGGAAUUCGCUCAUAUAUAAAUAGCACGUGAGUAAUUCAAUAUAAAAUAUAAUAUCAAAAAAAUAAA